AUGGCGAAAGCUCGUGAGCCUGUCUCCUCUGGAACCUCUUCUGGCGAGGAGGAAACCGACGAUUCUUCGUCUGAGGAAAUCGGAUCUGAGCCCGAACAGAUCCGGAAGACUUCCCCACCGCCGGCCGCCGCGAGGAAACCCCAAACCCCUUCCGCCAUAAUACCCGCCCCAUCCGACGAGGAUUCUGAAUCCGAAUCCCCCAGAAAAAAAUCCAAGGCGAAAGGUAAGGACAAGGCCGCCGCCGCCUCCGCUUCAGCGGCCAGAUCUACCAGGAAGAGGGCCGUGGAGGAGGUUAAGGGGACGGAGCCCGCUGUCACCAAGAAGUCGAAGAAGAGUAAGAAGGCUGAAACCCGAGAAGAAACAACUGUACCAGAGGAUAUGGAGCGAGGCCGACGAAAUCACCAUCCUCAUCGGAAUUCCGACCUGAAUGAUAAUCUUGACGCUUUUUUUGAGUUUAUCAAGAAGAAUUUGCAAAUUGAGGCGACGAGGGCCCAGCUGAGGGAUAAGAUUUUUAGGAUGAAAAAGAAGUACAGAAACAACAAGAGAAAAGAGCAUGAUGGUAAAGGAAGAACCUUUACGAGCCAGCAUGAGCGGGAAGCCUACGAUCUGUCGGAGAAAGUGUGGGGGGAAGCCUACGAUCUGUCGGAGAAAGUGUGGGGGGCUGAGAAAGAAAACGUGGUCGAAAAAGCCAAUGGCAGUAUGGCUGAGAAAGAAAACGGGGUUGAAAAAACCAAUGGAAGUGGGGCAGACACCAAUACUAUUAAGGAUUCAGUGGCUAGUGAGAGGAGGUUUGUGCAGAUGAAGGCAAGGUUGUUGAGUGGUUUAGGCGAGAAUCUUCCUGCUGUUGGGGACGUUAAGGAGUACGAAUGGAAGAAGCUCGAGAAUGAAGAGAUGGAGGUCAAUGCGAGGUAUUUUGAGGUCAUGACUCAACACUCAAAGCUUCUUCUGCAGAUCAAGAAGUCCCGGGGCCAUUGA
Molecule: messenger RNA, 975 nt
Organism: Striga asiatica
Lineage: Eukaryota; Viridiplantae; Streptophyta; Magnoliopsida; Lamiales; Orobanchaceae
Source: the annotation of a GenBank genome assembly